Messenger RNA from Syngnathoides biaculeatus (alligator pipefish), 3341 nucleotides. Its product is annotated as torsin-1A-interacting protein 2-like. The transcript is spliced from 9 exons. Gene Ontology annotation, cellular component: membrane. NCBI's taxonomy places the organism in Eukaryota, Metazoa, Chordata, Actinopteri, Syngnathiformes, Syngnathidae. Gene Ontology annotation, biological process: membrane organization. The coding region runs from base 173 to 1762 and encodes 529 amino acids. The record is from RefSeq and is a predicted model, not a curated record. Gene Ontology annotation, molecular function: ATPase activator activity.
CACCAUGCCCGGCAAGGUCAGGUGGUAGGAUGGCACCCUUCUCCACAUUCACCUGGUUCAACAACUCAUCUUGACGCCACCCAUCACUCAUAACGACCGUCUUCUCGUCCCGCUGAUCGCUAUCUGCAGAACAAGCAGGUUUUCUCGUUCAAAAAAAAAAAAAAAAAAAAACAUGGAUACGGACGUUUCUGAAGAUACUGUCCACCGGCCUCAGAGGAGAUCGAUGCGAAGGCAGUCGAUAGGAAAGACUCUGGUUUUUGAAGCGACCCCGAGAGCUCCUCUAAAGAGGUCUAAACUGGAGAGGGUAAAGAAGCCAGCUUCUUCUUCUGUCCCAAACGUUAAUGUAUCCAGAAAUGUGGAAAAUGGCACAGAAGAUGAAGAGUCCCCCAUUAAGAAGAGUCGACUAGAGGAAAACGAAAUGUCGGGUGGCAGUGGUGAUAACAAAGAUAUGGAUGGCCAGAAAUCACUUCUAGAACAAAAUGCAGACCAGGAAAUGGACUUCGAGGAAGGUGCCUUCCAUAGCCCGCAUAGGCCAAAAAUAGCACUUGGUUCUACAGGAGAUCUGAAUUUGUCCCCGUUUGUUGUGCUUGGCAAGCGCUGCCGUAUAAGCGACAAUACAGACAUAUACUUGGAAAAACACAAAGAAGUCAAUGCAUCAACUAAAAGAACUCCAUUGUUCACAAAGCCAAGUGCACCGACAAGAUCUUCGGACAGCACACACAAUCUGCUAGGCCAGAAGAUCACCAGCAUGGCCGAGUACAAGAAGGAGAUGGAGGCCAAAGCCAAGAGCUGUGAUGUCCACAGAGUCAACCACUAUAGUGUUCCAAGUCUGCACGCACCCUCUUUGAAAUUGUCCGAGAUACGACGGAGAGCUAAUAAUGUUCCCGCUCGGAAAGAAUCCAUCUCAAAGAAGAAACCAGAAACUAAAAAAAAACAAGAGAUUAACAAGAGAGUCUCUGAAGAAUCAUCACGAGGGUUCCUUCAAUAUUUCUGCUGGCUGGUUCUGCUUGUGCUACUACUCAGCUCUGCUGUGCUGCUGGUCAACAAGAAGAAGCUGAUCUCUGUGUUCCAGAGGUCUGCGGAAGGAGCUGGGCGCCCAUCCAGGUCCGUUAGGCUUGAGCCGUUCGCGGAUCUCUUCUCUCAACUGGAGGCUCGCUUCCGCAAUCAAAGACCCGAAUUGUGGAAGAGGGGCAGGACCCACUUGGAGAAGCACCUCAAAAGCACUAAACCCACGGAGCCCGUCAGUCUAAUCCUGACAUCGGGCCGCAGCGGUCAAAAGACAUUGUCCUGCCUGGCCGAGGGCUUGGCCUCCGCCUUCUCCUCGGCUCUCGAAUCUUCCGUGCUCCUCAUCGACGGAGCAGGCAAAGCCGGCCUGGAGAGCGACGAGGUGAAGCUGGACAUUGACGGGCAGCUGCAGGCGGCCUUUAGUGGAAACCGAGCGGCGGCUGUCAUCCACCGCUUGGACGAGCUGCCGCCUGGCUCCACCCUAAUUUUUUAUCGCUACUGUGACCAUGAACACGCCGCCUACAAGGAGGUCUUCCUAUUGUUUACUGUGCUGCUACCUCAGGACGAGGUCAGUGGGAACCUGGGGGUUGUCGAAGAGCUGGUUCAGGACUAUCUUAAGGACCGCCUCGUGGCCCCAAGCAGUCACAUGGGAUUUAAUGAGAUGGACACGGACAAGUUUGGUGGACUGUGGAGCAGGAUCUCUCACCUUGUCCUGCCUGUAGUUGCCGAGGAGGAAGUUGAGCAGAACGGAUGCUGAGAGGCCAGACGGGCGUUUUAACAAAGGACCAGACUGGGUCAUUCCAUGGUUUGAAAAAAGAAAAAAAUCCUUCUCCUCUGAGGUUUUCUUAGUACUAUACUUCCUGGAGUAUCUUCACGAUCGGAGGAAAAAUUGUGAAUUUUCUGUAUGUACCUUUGAAGUACAGUGGCACCAAGAUUUACAAACAAUUGGGUUUAUGAACAAUUGUUUCUAAAAGAAAAGUUACGACGGGUUACAAUAUUAUUCUGGUUUAAGCAGAUCAGAAUAUGGUUGUUCUUCUUGCACCGCAUAAGCAUACUCGCCCGGUGCUUCAGGUGUCUUAUCUGCCUAAAUGCCCACAACUUCCCACAAUGCAAUGCAAAAGCUACGCUGCAUUUGUGGGAGGUGGUGGCCAUUUAGGGUUACCAGAAACCAGAUUGUAUGCAAAGUUACUGUACCCAAAAAGGCUAAGACUAUAUAUUGAUUUGCAACUCUCUAUUUCUACAUCAAGAAAUGUUGUUUCCACCCAUUUCUGUAAUGCGAAGUAUUUAUUUUUAACCGCACCAUUAUCAACAUAAGGUUCAUUGCAUUUCCAUUUAUUUCAAUGGGAAACGACGACAAACAAACACGGGUACAUAAAUUCAGUUUUUUAAACCGAGGUUCCACUGCAGAUGUUUAAACUCAAGAAUCACUUCCUUCAUUAGCUGAAAGUUUGUUAGCCUGUAUUUCCCUAGUUGGGAGACUGAGAAUGAGCAUUCUUGGUCUUCUGGGCUUUUCCUUCCAUUUAGGACGACUUUUUAACAUUUUGAGAAAAUCUGAGCAGGGAAGGCCCUGACUGUCUCAUUUAAGAGCUCCUUGCUGCUCAACUUGCACUUGAGGAUUUAGUGCAGGGUUACCAGCUUACUUAUAAUGUUGAGUUACAAAAUUGACAUUACCUUCGAGCAAUCGGAUUUUCUCAGUUUGGUAUCGUUUGACUAUUUUCAACUGGUAAAAUGAGACAUUUUGCCUCCCGUUUCCGGAAGCAUUUUGUUCACAUUGCUCCUUCUGGUCAGCAGCUUUGCCCUCCACUUUUGUUUGGGAGUGAAAAAGCUGCAUUUACUCCUUUGCAUCCAACCUCCCACAUUUUGUUGUCUCAGUUCCUCUUUUCAUUCCUCUUCUUUUAUGUACAAGCAGACUGGUUUGCACUGAAAACGUUUGAUCUUUAAUCAGGUAGGUUUCAGGUUUCUUUUAUCAAGAAAUCCAUUUUAUAGUCAUUGUUCCCAAUAUCUUGUCUUUGGAGUUCCUUUUUUUUAAUAUUUUGUAAAUAACGUAAGAAUAUUUCAUCUUUCCACCUGUGGUCCAGAGUGGUACUCUUACACACACUGUUCACCUUCUUACGACUAUAAAUAUGUGCCUUUGAGACUUGAAAGAAAAUAGUUUUUGAAAUGUUCAAAACAAGUGAGUAAUUGAUCUCAUGAAAAUAUAUUUUCCUGGUUUCUUCUCAUUUACGAUUUCCCCUAAUUUGUGGGUGUCACUCCAAUUGCUAUUUGACACUGAAUAUUUAGUAACCCUGAAUAUGUUGAAUAAAGAUUAUUUUGAUACAUUAAAGUACUUAAUUGCA